This is a messenger RNA of Salarias fasciatus (jewelled blenny), 2937 nucleotides long. It is a transcript of the gene phf14, whose product is annotated as PHD finger protein 14. The transcript has 17 exons. The record is from RefSeq and is a predicted model, not a curated record. Lineage: Eukaryota; Metazoa; Chordata; Actinopteri; Blenniiformes; Blenniidae. Bases 97 to 2715 code for a protein of 872 amino acids. Gene Ontology annotation, biological process: regulation of transcription by RNA polymerase II.
UGCUACGUCACUGCCGCGCUGCCAUUGUCUGCAGAGCAUGCAGCUAGCUAGCUGCGACCGGAGCUGCCGUAUUCCGCCUUCUAGAGACCGACCGAGAUGGACCGCAGCCUGAAGCGCCGGCAGGUCAAGCCGCUCACCGCCUCCCUGCUGGACGCCCUGGACUACGACAGCUCCGACGACAGCGACUUCCAGCUGGGAGACGCCUCAGGCUCCGACGGGACGGGGAACGGCAGCGAUGACGAAGGAUCCAAAGUGAGCGCCGCCGGCUCAGAAAGCGACUCUGAGAACGCAGCCUCGGCGGACGACGCCAUCGACGAGGAGGAGGCCAAAGACCUGGCGGCCGAGGACAACUUGACGGAGGACGAAGCCAAGAGCAAGCAGCAGGGGUCCUCGGACGCCCCCGCCGUCACGCCGCCAAAAGGCCGGCGCAAGGCCAAGAAGCCUCCGGAGCCGGAGCCGGACCCCGAGCCCCAACCACCCCAGGAGCCCGCCGCCCCCGAGGCCGCCGCGUCCGCCUCCGCCUCCACCCCCGCCGGCGCCACCGAGGAGUCCCAGGCCGAGCCCAAGAAGUGGAACUUCCGCAGAAACAGGCCCCUGCUGGACUUCACCACCAUGGAGGAGCUGAACGAGAUGGACGACUACGACAGCGAGGACGACAACGACUGGAGGCCCACCGCCGGCAGGAAGAAAGGCAAGACGGCCGCGCAGAAGGGGGGGGCGGAGGGGGAGGAGGGGGGCAGCGCCAGCGACGACGACAACGACGACGACGACGACGACGAGGACGACGACAACGAAGACGACGACGACGACAAGGAGGACCGGGAGGACAACAACAACAGCAGCAGCGACAGCGACAAGGACAUGAAGAAACCCAAGAAGAAGAGCAAGAGCAGCAGCUUCGACGAGGAGCUGACCAACGACAGCAUGUCCCAGGGCAAGGGCAACGAGGAUGCUCUGCUGGACCGAUCCCAGACCUGGAGCGCCCAGCACAUCCUGAUCUGCUGCGUCUGUCUGGGAGACAACAGCGAGGACGCCGACGAGAUCAUCCAGUGCGACAACUGCGGCGUGACCGUGCACGAAGGGUGCUACGGCGUGGACGGCGAGAGCGACUCCAUCAUGAGCUCGGCCUCGGAGAACUCGACGGAGCCGUGGUUCUGCGACGCCUGUAAGAACGGCGUGAUGCCCAGCUGCGAGCUGUGUCCCAACCAAGACGGCAUCUUCAAGGAGACGGACGCCGGCAGGUGGGUGCACGUGGUGUGUGCGCUGUACGUUCCUGGAGUGGCGUUCGGAGACAUCGACAAGCUGCGUCCCGUCACGCUCACAGAGAUGAACUACUCCAAGUACGGGGCCAAGGAGUGCAGCUUCUGUGAGGACGCCCGCUUCGCCCGGACCGGCGUGUGCAUCAGCUGCGACGCCGGCAUGUGCCGCUCCUACUUCCACGUGACGUGCGCUCAGAGGGAGGGGCUUCUGUCGGAGGCGGCGGCCGAGGAGGACAUCGCAGAUCCCUUCUUUGCGUACUGUAAGCAGCACGCCGACCGCUUUGACCGGAAGUGGAAGAGGAAGAACUACCUGGCACUGCAGUCCUACUGCAAGGUGUCGGUGCAGGAGAGGGAGAAGCAGCUGACCCCCGAAGCCCAGUCGGUGGUGUCUCACCCCCAGGCCCGGAUCAGCACCCGCCUGCAGCAGUACCGGGCCAAGGCGGAGCUGUCCAGGAACACCCGGCCCCAGGCCUGGGUGCCCCGCGAGAAGCUGCCCCGACCUCUGACCUCCAGCGCCUCGGCCAUCAGGAAGCUGAUGAGGAAGGCGGAGCUGAUGGGCAUCAGCACCGACAUCUUCCCAGUGGACACGUCAGACACCAACGCCAGCAUCGACGGGCGCCGCAAGCACAAGCAGCCGGCGCUCACCGCCGACUUCGUCAACUACUACCUGGAGCGCAACAUGCGCAUGAUCCAGAUCCAGGACAACAUCUCCGAGCAGAAGAGCCUGAAAGACAAGCUGGAGAGCGAGCAGGAGAAACUACAUGUGGAGUACAACAAGCUGUGUGAGCUGCUGGAGGAGCUGCUGAACGUGAACGGGGAUCUGCGUGGGGAGGGCCAGGCCAUGUGGACUCUGAUGGGGGGCAUCGUGGGCCAGAAGCUGAACACCCCUGCUGUCCUGAAAGCCCCCAAAGAGAGGAAGCCCAGUAAGAAGGAGGGGGGGAGCCCUGGGAAGCCGUCCAGCCUGCCGGCCAUCCUCUACAGCUGUGGAAUCUGCAAGAAGAACCAGGACCAACAUCUGCUGGUGCUGUGUGACACCUGCAAGCUGUACUACCACCUGGGCUGCCUGGAGCCCCCCCUCACCCGCAUGCCCAAGAAGACCAAGAACAGCUACUGGCAAUGUUCCGAGUGUGACCAGGCCAGCAGCGACGAAGCCGACAUCGCCAUGGAGACGCUGCCCGACGGCACCAAGAGGUCCCGGAGGCAGAUCAAAGGACCAAUCAAAUUCAUCCCUCAGGAGAUGUCGCCCGAGCCCAAGAAGCACCAGAGGACUCGAGGCCAGAAGAGGAAGAGAGUUCCCAUCUGCGAGGACAGAGAGGACAAGUCUGAGGAACCGUUGCCACGGGAACGGCGACAGCGCCAGUCCGCUCUGCAGAAGAAGCCCAAAGCAGACGACAGCCGGACGGAGUGCAGCUCCUGCAAAGGACCCGGGGACAGCGACAGCCUUGUCAGGUUGUGAGAGCCGGGGCGGCCCCCCCCCCCCCGCCCCCCCACCUCCCCCAGGCCGGACAGACCGCCGCCAGCUCUGAGACCCACUGACACAUUGGGGCAGAAGAUCCACCCAUUCCCCACAGGCCCCGCCCCUCCGCAACAGGCUCUGCCCCAUCCCCACAGGCCCCGCCCCACCCCGACAGGCCCCGCCCCUCCGCAACAGGCUCUGCCCCAUCCCCACAGGCCCCGC